AUGGUGGCCCUGCUCUCAGGGGUGAAUCCCAGGCCGUCCGGGGGCCACGCUUCUCAACAAGAAGUGGAGGCCAUCAAGCGGAUCCUCUUGGAGCGGCUGGGCCUGGAGAGACCUCUGGUGGUCCGGCAGCCUCUGGGUCAGGAUGGCCUCCGGAAGGCACAGCAGGUCUAUCAAGAGAUGCUGGCUCAGGUCAGAGCAAACCAGAGCGCAGCAGAGACAAGAACAGCCGUUCAUCUCCUAAGGCCAAAACUGACACGUGUGGCUGAAGGUCCACCUGGACGUUUGAAGGCUCCAGGUGAGCUUCAUGGGCACUUCUACAGUUUGGAAUUCCCCAGGACAGCGUCACUCCACCAGAACCUCAUUGUCCUCAGGGCUGAGCUACGACUCUUCAAAGAGGCCCUCAGCCGGUCUGAUGUCUCCAGAUCCAACUCCACACGUGUCAACAUCUACAAAAUGGUGGACGGCGAGAGGGUGGCCCCCAAACCUCUGGCCUCCUACGUCCUCUCCAGAACCUCCCUGACCCUUGACCUCAGAGACCCUGUGGCUCACUGGAUGGCAAGCCCUGACCAAAGACUUCUCCUGGGACUGGAGUUCUCUACUGACGUAUCACCCUCGCUGGCCACCACCACGACAGCAGAAGGAACUGAGACGCUGCCGCUGGAGGUGGCGACCCGGGAGCGUGUGCGGGUGAGGCGGGCACGGCAGCUGGGCGAGGAGUGCGGCAAGGGUGAGGGGAAAUGCUGCCUGCGGUCCCUGAAGGUCUCCUUUGAGGACAUCGGGUGGUCCGACUGGGUGGUGGCCCCCAGCAGCUACUCCAUGAAGUUCUGCGAAGGCUCUUGCCCCCAAAACUACAAGCCGGCCAGCAUCCACGCCCAGAUCAAGUACCGGCUCCACAGCCUCUCUGGGGAGACCCCGGCGCCGUGUUGCGUCCCAGCUGCUUAUGAGCCAAUGGUGGUUAUGCAUUAUGGUAGCGAAGGGAAGCUGGUCACCCAGUUGUUCCAGGAUAUGAUUGUCACCAGGUGCCACUGUGCGUGAAGAUGACGGAUGAGGAUUUUGGGGGGAGGCGCCUCUCAUCUGCUCA
This is a messenger RNA of Heteronotia binoei (common prickly gecko), 1081 nucleotides long. RefSeq names its product growth differentiation factor 15 (gene GDF15). Gene Ontology annotation, cellular component: extracellular region. The coding region runs from base 1 to 1035 and encodes 344 amino acids. The transcript is spliced from 2 exons. The record is from RefSeq and is a predicted model, not a curated record. Gene Ontology annotation, molecular function: cytokine activity; growth factor activity. Gene Ontology annotation, biological process: SMAD protein signal transduction. Lineage: Eukaryota; Metazoa; Chordata; Lepidosauria; Squamata; Gekkonidae.